GAAUUUUCGUCGCAUUCUUUGACAUAAAUAGAUUAAGAAAUUAACUCAAUGUGUGUCACGUUCGUGUAAUGCCAUUUUUCUCGUUUCUUAUCGAAUGAUUGACGCUUCUAGUAGGUCCAAUUAAAAAGUGGCAGAUGCCUUUUUCCCGUUCAAGAAACCGAACAAACGGUCACAUUCAGCUGUACUUUCGGUCGAUAUCUCGGAAUUCUAGUGUGAAAAUUGUGCAAAGAAAUUUAUUUUUCACGUAGUUUGCAGACAUAAUUAUGAACAACGAUAGUUAAAGAAGUUCUGAGGCAAUAUAUCUUAUUUUUAGAAGGAAGGGCGUAAUUUAUCAGCCAUUCUUUAAAUAAAGAAUGGAGACUCAAAGGUUGGAUCUGGAUAAGUCCCUUUGGGAUUUAAAUACAUUUAUGGGUCGAUGGCGACACUUUGCAUGGGUCACAGACUUCAGGACAUGUAUGGCAUCCGAAAAUGAGCUUCAGGCAGCCAAACAGUUAUGCCAAGAUUAUAGGAAAUGCGAAGAGCCAAUAGGUACAAGUAGGGAGCAGAUAAUACAUGCAAAAAAAUUAUACGAGUCGGCCUUCCACCCAGAUUCUGGUGACUUGCAAAAUGUCUUUGGAAGAAUGUCCUUCCAGGUUCCGGGAGGCAUGGCGAUUACGGGUGCCAUGUUGCAAUUUUACAGGACCACGACGGCUGUUGUCUUUUGGCAGUGGGUCAAUCAGUCGUUCAAUGCACUGGUCAAUUACACCAACAGGAAUGCGAAUAGCCCUGUUUCUACUACUCAGCUGGGAUUGGCUUAUGCUAGUGCAACAUCGGCUGCAAUGUUUACGGCCAUCGGAUGCAAAUCCUACUUGGGAAAAAGAGCAAAUCCCCUUUUGGCUAGAUACGUUCCCUUUGCUGCUGUAGCUGCUGCAAAUUUUGCGAACAUCCCCUUGAUGAGACAAAACGAGAUAACUAGUGGCAUCGAGUUAACGGACGAAGAGGGUAAAAAGCUCACCGUCUCGAAGAUUGCAGCUGCGAAGGGCAUCAGUCAAGUUGUGUUUUCAAGGAUCGUCAUGUGCGCUCCUGGAAUGUUGAUCCUUCCACCUAUCAUGGAAAAACUGGAAAGUCAAGAGUGGAUGAAAAAAAUAAAAUAUUUGCACGGACCAAUGCAAGUGAUGGGGGUGGGCUGCUUCCUUCUUUUUAUGGUUCCGACAGCGUGCGCUUUAUUUCCCCAAAAAUGCUCCAUAUCAUCAAAUACUUUGAAGAAAUGGGAGCCCGAAAAUUACGAGCUUCUAAAAAAAAAUUGCGAAGGAAAAGAAAUUCCCGAAUACCUCUACUUCAACAAAGGACUCUAA
Molecule: messenger RNA, 1334 nt
Organism: Belonocnema kinseyi
Lineage: Eukaryota; Metazoa; Arthropoda; Insecta; Hymenoptera; Cynipidae
Gene: Sfxn2
Product: sideroflexin-2
Exons: 9
Coding region: 354-1334 (326 amino acids)
Biological process (GO): serine import into mitochondrion; monoatomic ion transport
Cellular component (GO): mitochondrial inner membrane
Molecular function (GO): monoatomic ion transmembrane transporter activity
Source: RefSeq, a predicted model, not a curated record